AAAAUUCAGGCGAAGUGACAAACUGACAUUGACGGUUAUCGGGCGAGGCUAACCUCAAAAACGCCUGCCCCGCGCUCAUUUCGUCGAACACCUGCCGCGCGUCUCCUCUUUGCCUCCGCCGCCGCAGUCGUCCGAUGCGCCGCUUCUGCCACGUCCCUCGCGGCCGGCGGGCGGCCACCGCGCCCCACGACCACCAGCGGCUCCCGCCGCCGGAGUGGAUCGAGCCGUACCCGGACCUCGCGGACCCGAGCCCGUACGCCUCCGCCUCCUCCGCCCCGCCCACCCCGUCGCCGUGGCUGCCCCGCGUGAUCUCCCUCGUCCUCCGCUCCCCGCCCGCCACCCUCGCCGCCGACCUCCGCGCCUUCUGCAAGACCUUCCUCAUCCGUCUCUCCCCGGUCUUCGUCGCCGCCGCGCUCCGCUCCCCGCAGCUCGCCCCGCAUCCUCUCCCGUCGCUCCACUUCUUCCGGUCCCUGCCCAACGGCGCCGACCUCCUCGCCCACCCGCAGAGCCUCCUCAGCUGCUAUGUCUCGCUUGUCCACUCCUUUGCCCGCUUCAGGGACGCAACCCCGGAUGCUGCCGGCCAGGUGCGGCAGUUCGUCGCCGAGCUGCGAGCGCACGGGGACGCCGUACUGCAGCACCUCACGCCGGCGUCGUCGGCGUCGCUGAUCCGCAGUCUUGCCGCACUCGGCCUCUCCGAGGAGCUUCUGUGGGCGUGGCAGGCCAUGCGCCUCGCCGGCGUUGAGCCUUCCAGGCUCGCCUACAACUGCCUCCUGGAUGGCCUGGUUAACGCCGGCCUCCUAGACACUGCCAUCAACGUGUUCGACGCAAUGUCCACGGAGGAUCGGGUGCGUCCUGACGUGGUUUCCUACAACAUUCUGAUCAAGGGGUACUGCCGUGCAGGGAGGACCCAGGAUGCAGUGACACGUUUUGCAGACAUGCGGGAACAGGCAGAGCUCACGCCGGACAAGAUCACUUACCUUACUCUCAUGCAGCGGCAUUACAGCGAGGGCACGUUUCCACAAUGCAUAGCACUGUUCCAAGAGAUGGAAGAGAGGGGAAUGGAGCAGGAGAUACCUCAGCAUGCUUAUGUGCUGGUGAUUGGAGCGCUCUGCAAGGACGGGAAACCAUUCGAGGGGAUGGCUGUGUUUGAGAGGAUGCUGAAGCGAGGGUGUUCUGCUAAUGCAGCCAUGUACACUGCACUCAUUGACUCGAUGGGUAAGUUUGGGAGGGAGAAAGAGGCAAUGGCACUCUUUGAGAGGAUGAAGGCUAGUGGAAUUGAGCUUGAUGCGGUCACAUAUGGUGUGGGUGUUAAUUGCUUGUGCCAAUUUGGCAAUAUGGAUGAGGCACUUGCAUGCUUCAGGAGCUGUGUAGAGAAGGGUGUGGCAGUGAAUGCCAUUUUCUAUGCAAGCCUAAUUGAUGGCUUUGGGAAAGCUGGGAUGGUCGACCAGGCACAGGAACUCUUCAAGGAGAUGACGUCCAAAGGUUUUGUGCCAGACUCAUAUUGUUACAACAUUCUGAUUGAUGCAUUAGUCAAAGCAGGAAGAACAGGCGAUGCUUGUGCUUUGUACAAGAGGAUGGAAGAUGACGGCUGUGAUCAAACAGUCUACACGUACACCAUACUCAUUGACGGUUUGUUCAAGGAACACAAGAAUGAGGAAGCCCUGAAGUUCUGGGACAGUAUGAUUGAUAAAGGAAUCACCCCCACUGCUGCAGCUUUCAGGGUCCUCGCCAAUGGACUCUGCCUUUCUGGCAAAUUCAGCCGGGCAUGCAGGAUACUGGAUGAACUGGCUCCAAUGGGGGUGAUCCCUGAGACAGCCCAUGAGGAUAUGAUCAAUGCCCUGUGUAAGACUGGCAGGUUAAAGCAGGCCUGCAAGUUGGCAGAUGGAAUUGUGCAGAAGGGCCGUGAGAUACCUGGGAGGGUUCGAACAAUGAUGAUGAAUGCACUAAGAAAAGCUGGAAACACUGACCUGGCAGUUAAACUGGUGCAUAGUAAGAUCGGCAUUGGGUAUGAAAGAUCUGGCAGCAUAAAAAAGAGAGUGAAAUUUCAGACCCUGCUCGAGUGAGUUGCCAGUGCUGUUUUCCUCUAAAGUGUACUCCGAGGUUAACAUCUCGUGCUCCAGGGCCCAGGCUAUCUUCCUGAAGAAAGCAUCCCCUCCGCACAGGAUUUUCUGUUGAAUGGUUUGGUAGCUUUGAGGGACCAGCUUUAAAUCAAUAAAUUAUAUUGCUAUUCAGUUUUUUAAGAUACCUUUCCCUGAUUGCUUGAAGAACCAAACUGGGAUCAGUUUCUUCGAUGGCACACCUGUACACUACACCGAUACAUGUUCUAGGACCAGAAUCUACUUGGAGCAAUUACUUCGUUUACAGCCAAAAGGAAAGGUAACUCACUCGAUGAAUCAGAUCUGAUUGCCGUAGCGUCAAAAAUACUAUCACAGAAUAUGUGAAGCAAUGAAGACCAGCUGGUGCUGCUAAGGCACUUUUUAAAUUGGUAGCACCAAACCGCAACUCAGAGCUACCCUGCUGAAUGAUGACUGAUGAAAAGCUUCGAUCCAGAUUUAAAUGAGUGUCGAGUAAUGCAUGAGAGAUAGAAAGAGGGGGUAGUUCUUGUCUGGACCGUGCUGGUGAUGACUACUGAAGGCCUUAAGCUUCGAUUCAGACUUCGAACCCUGCUCGUGAUGACUUAUGAAAAAAGCUGAAGACUAUGACACUUCUAUGAUAUAUCACUUAUGAGCAGUAACGCACGAGAUGAAAGUAGGUAGUUCUUGUUCUUGUUAGGCAAAAUAGCCAAUUGCAUCCUUCAACUAAUGGUCAAGGGUCAGUUUAGUUCCUGAACUAUAACCGGCAACAGUAUGAUGAAUACGGCAUCCAGCAUCGCUCAACUCCAAAUACUGAUGAUCCUCUGCUUACACUCGUGGACAAAUGUCCCCUCUCCAUGUCUUAAAAAAAUAAAAAUCAGAGAGCACACAGCGCUACCACUCCUAUGCCUUCCCACUACGAGUACCACUCCAAGAAGACAGCAAGCCCACAAUCCUUCGAUCCCAAGCACUGGGAUGUAAAUGGUAUGGAUAUUUUCCGACUGUAUUCGAAUUCGAUCCGGUCUGGAAGGAUUUUUAUCCGUCCGUAUCCGAUUCCGAGUAUCCAAUAUCCGUAAUCGAUCCGUAUCCGAAUGCUCAAAA
Molecule: messenger RNA, 3173 nt
Organism: Panicum virgatum (switchgrass)
Lineage: Eukaryota; Viridiplantae; Streptophyta; Magnoliopsida; Poales; Poaceae
Product: pentatricopeptide repeat-containing protein At1g03560, mitochondrial-like
Exons: 1
Coding region: 135-2063 (642 amino acids)
Molecular function (GO): protein binding
Source: RefSeq, a predicted model, not a curated record